This is a messenger RNA of Schizosaccharomyces octosporus yFS286, 3678 nucleotides long. Its product is annotated as mediator complex subunit Srb8. Gene Ontology annotation, molecular function: transcription coregulator activity. NCBI's taxonomy places the organism in Eukaryota, Fungi, Ascomycota, Schizosaccharomycetes, Schizosaccharomycetales, Schizosaccharomycetaceae. Gene Ontology annotation, biological process: regulation of transcription by RNA polymerase II. The coding region runs from base 1 to 3423 and encodes 1140 amino acids. Gene Ontology annotation, cellular component: mediator complex. The transcript is spliced from 2 exons. The record is from RefSeq and is a predicted model, not a curated record.
AUGAGUCACAAAGAACAUAUCGGCACCUUGGACGAAAUUAAAUCUGCAACAACAACUAUCUCUGAGUUGGAUGUUCAUCCUAAUGCUGAGUCAUUAUUAAAAUACCUAGCCAGCAGAGAUGAAAUUCAAGACAAACGAUUAUAUGAUGAAAAGACGGAUGCUCAAUCCUUCUCGUCAGUUGAGGCUAUCUCCAAAGGACAUGCAUAUACUACCAUAGUAGAUGAUGAACGAGGUUCCGCUACUCUUUCAGUGAAGGAUCGCUUAAAUAAUUCUGUUGCAAUCCAAAAUCUUCACAAGUAUUCUAAAGCUUUACUUCGCUCACAAGCCAGCAUUCCAUUGAAUAUACCUUACACUCGUUGGGAUCCACCUCCUAGAGUUCGAUUAUCGGAAACCAGAAAACUUUCUUGGCUUCAAGACUUGGCUAAUGACACUGUUUCUUUAAGCGAACUUUCCAAAAAGAUUCCUCAUGGCGUUUGGGGAAAGGAAAUAAUCCAACUUGUUCAUGAUUUCCGCGUACCUUUACCUAGAGCCAUUUGGUUUAUACGAUGUACUGGGAUUAAUGAGAUUCGAUCUUUUUUCAAGAAAUAUCCAGAUAGCGUUCCCAAAGACUGGAUCCUUUUAUGGACCGACGUUGUUGGUGAUUCACUUUUGAAUUUUUUUACGAAUUAUAUAGGAGACAACCUUCAAUCAUUCUCCAGUAAUUUUAUCUACGUUAAUCGGCUUUUCGGAAGACUGUUGGUUGAAAAUCUAAUUAUUCCCUCGUUUUUUAUUUCAAAGGUGAUUUCCUUAAUUCCUAGUCUUCCAACACACGUCUAUCCACUAAUUAUAACUUUUCUGGAUUACUUUUCUGUUACUAUUUUACAAGACUCCUCUAGUAUAAAAACCUGCGUCACAGGAUUGUUGCCUUUUUUGUUAAAACUGUACCAGUCAUCUUCGGUUUAUACGGAUUUAAAAAAGGUAGUGUUAAACAAAGCUGCUGACUUCUUAUUUCGUCUGGCAUCUUUGAACCGUGCUGGAUUUAUUUUCUUUAAAGAAUGGGAAGUUAUGUACCCUAUUCUAUCUAUUAUUUGGAAGCCAAAUAAAACACAUGAUUCUUUGCUUUCAGUGUUGAAUGACUUAAACAUUCGAUAUAUUUGCUUACUGGACGCAUCAGCUUUACCAAUUCGGUUCUUGCAGACGCUAAGCAAUUUCAAGCCUUCCCUUUGUUCGCAUUCUUUUGCAAAAACACUGCUUUAUUAUUCAUUUACCGAAGUUAUAGCAUCCUGUUUUCGUUGGUGUAUAUACUCGGAAAAUCAAAAUCCGGAACAUCGACUUUGUAUUUUUCUAUCAGUUUUACAAUUUUACGAUGUCAGUCCUAAUAUAGCGACUAAUCUAGUUCUAAGUAAUAUGUUCCAAAUUACUUCAUUAGCUAGCGAGGAAAGUUUUAAGAUUGCCCAAAUGCUAAACUACUUAUAUCUGAAUGGGUAUUUUAUGUUUUCUGGGUAUGUUGCAAGGCUUGCUGCGAUGGGUUAUCUUCGAGAAUCAAUGCUAAUGGCGAGUUCCAUGGAUGUGCAACGCCAGAUUAUACUUCACCUUCCUUUGUUUCAAAUUUCUCAGCCAGUAAGAAGCAAGCUAAGUUAUAUAUUGGCUAGAGGUAGCUUUGUUAUUGACUAUGAUCAAUGUAAUUUCUAUAUUGAUCAAUUUAGAAAGAAUCCAGAAAAGUUCGCCUUUAAAAAAGGUGAGAGUUUUUCCAUAAUCAAUUAUACUUUAUUACGAACCUUUUCAGUGAGUGAAGAUUCUGUUUACAUAUACUACAUGGUAUUGUUUUAUAUGUAUCAUUACUGUAUGCUGAAAGAAUUCUUCGACUGUAUCAUUUACACACUGAACAAGCCUCGCAUGCGUUAUUCGGUACUCAUACUAUUAGCUAAACGUUUUCCAAACAUGGCGAUCGAUAAGCGUACUAUUGAUCGAAUUCUAUUGAUAAAACCAGAAAGCUUGGUGGAAGAUUACUUGCUUCAUGAGAUUAAACAUCUCUAUCAGUUGGACUUGGAUUAUUCCUUUGAAACUCCCGAGGAUGAAUCAUUGUGUAUAGAAAUGCAAGGCUUUGAGGGGAAUCAAUUCUUUUACAUAGAGGUUUUUGGUGAGAAUUCUAAGCCAUAUAAAGCUUUGGACAGCUUAUUUGAAGCUUUCUUCAAAACUGAUGAUGAUAGCUCAAAUUUUGCUUUAACAAAUUCCUUAUUCAUUAUGAAAAAGCACCUUAUUCUGACCGGAAACUACAACCGUUUCGCAAACCAUGUUGUAGACAGAUUAAUAGUUGAAGAAAUCAAUUAUUCUGUAUUUAUCAGAAAGAUACUAAAGCUUUAUGGUGACAACGUUUUUACGAUUGGGGAAUUGUUGACAAUCGUAAAUCGGUUACUAGAAACCGUUGAAAAAGACAUAAAAGGUUAUAUCAUGGAUACUUUUAUGUGCAUUAUCUUCGCCGAUGAACGGGAUCCGAUAGUAGAUCAUUGGUUUAAUUGUUUGUUAUUGGAUGCAAGGAAAGUAGAUGUUGGGUUUCAAUUCCUACUACUUUUGAUACAGCAUUGUAACAAAAAUGAUCCGAAUCUUAAGUAUAUUUGGAACAUUUUAAGAUGUCUGGAUUUCCAGGAAAUUAUUAGACUGAUUCCAGAAAAAAAGUUAUUGAGGAAGAUAUUGGAAAAAAAUUUGUCAAUUCCUUUUGGUACCAUAAUAAACGAAAAUUUCAUUAAAGAGAUCCUUGGAUUAGAUCAUUGGAUCGCUCAGGUGUAUGCAGUUUGGUUGACGACGCUUACAAAAGAAGAAUUGAGCAACAUUUCUGAAGACGUGAUGGAAAACAUAUUGAUAUUCGGAUCGUUUGAAAAGGGAUACCAUACGUGGUACGUAAUAUGUUUGGGUUUUCCUAAUACCUUACAAAUUUUUCAAAGGAUUUUGCUGUACUCGAUAAACAGGAAUCUGGAUUUACCAUCCCAUUUCAUCUUUUUUUUAUCUACAAUUGCUGAAUUUAUUGUACAUAAAGAACAGGACGAAUUUUUCAUGAAGCAAUUUAAAGAAAACUUGAAAAAUCUAUUUCAUACCUUAAUAGAGCAAGUAUUACAUGCUGAAGAUGAGAACGAUUCUCUUAUAGCGAGAAUCAAAUGCUUCUCCUGUCUAAUCUUUCAAUUUCAUAAUUAUUUGGAAAGAGACGAGUUCGUGGGAUUAUUACGCACGUUAUCAACGAAAAAGUUUGUAUAUAAAAACCAACCUCUUUUUGAACUAAUGACGUUCAUUAUUGACAAUGUCAAAUCCCGGCCAAUUCACGAAGAUGAAAUUUCUGCAAGCUUCAACUCUUGGACAAAUAUCGAAUGUGGAUCAUUUGUUUCAGACCUACCAGAGGCUCUAAAGGAAUUUAAUCCUCGAAAAGCUACUCUCGAAAAUUCAAUAUGGUGACACUGAAUGUAAGCGGUACCUUCUCAUAUUGAUUUUCUUGCAAUGUAAUUACGGAUUACUUUUGUGUUGCGAUGGGAUUUUCGGUAAAACAAUGUUCAUAUAUUUAUUUUGGUGGCCUUUUGGGUAUCCUUUUUAUUUAAUUUUUGCAUGAAUGAUAUAUUAGUUAAUUCAUUUGUUUUAAUACUGGCAGUCAACGCUUAUGUGUAAUUCAAAUGUGUCAUACGUUGAGCAAUAAAUAUAGGCUGAGAUAUCCCA